Magnusiomyces paraingens is the source of this 2355-nucleotide messenger RNA. RefSeq lists its product as uncharacterized. The record is from RefSeq and is a predicted model, not a curated record. Lineage: Eukaryota; Fungi; Ascomycota; Dipodascomycetes; Dipodascales; Dipodascaceae. The coding region runs from base 1 to 2355 and encodes 784 amino acids. The transcript has a single exon.
AUGACAGGCUUACCUGAGUCUGUCGAAAACUUUUCUGAUAUUCAAGAUGUUUUUACUAUUUUUAAUACUCGUGAACGACGGCGGAUCCAAGGAAUAGAUAAUACGUCCAAUACACUUUCGAAUAAUCAGCACAACAUACUUAAAAUGCAUACCACUGAAUUAAAAUCAAAAAUUGAUCUCGAUCUUUUCAAUACAGCUCUAGAAAGCUGGACUAAUACAAUUGCUAGAACUUUCCCUUCCCCACAGACAUCAAAAGAACUUAAUCAAUUUUACCAAAUAGCCAAAAACCCAGAAAAGGAUACAUUUUCGUUAGAAUCUAUCCAAUUUUCUCUUGUACCAAAUCCUGCAUUAGAUAUUCUAGCUUCUUUGGUACCUUUCCAUGAUGAAAAAUCUGAUCUUUCUUAUCUUCACAGCUCUUCCACCAGUGACUCUCAAAUACAAUCAUGGUCAGAUUUUUCCCAGUUUUGGGAACCAGUUAUGAACUCACCGCUUUGUUUACUUCUUCUUCCGCAACUCCUGUGUCGAGUUUCACAAAUAUAUUCACCAUAUACCGGAGCAGCGCUUUUCUACUAUGUGAAUAGAGGUGAAGUGCAAGAAAAGUUACGCUACUCCCGACAAAUAAGCACAAUGUAUCAGCGAAGCGUAAACUGUGGACUGAACGCACUCAUUGGAUUUCUAACGCCCGUCCCUCGAGCUCAAAAUCAGCGUCAAGGUGCGAUUACCAGUCCACAACAGUUGAUUAAAGGUCCCCAGGAUAUGGCGAAUAUUAAUCUGAUAUACGAUCUUAUUGAACAAACCGAACUUGAACCUCCAAUUCUAUCGAUUUUUUCCCAAAAUAUUCAAAAGAUUUUCCCGGAAGUUCCCAAACAUCAUUUGAAGGAUUUUUAUGCUCUUCUUAUUUCGAAAAAUCUUCGACUCGAUAGAAGGCAUUAUAAUUAUCUUAUUGAUCAGUUGCUUAUCAAUGGCACAGAUGCUGAAAAAUCUUUGGUAAUGAAUACCGAUAAUUACCUUCACCGAGUCGAAAAAGAAAAGGAAAAAGAAAAAGGCGAAAGUAGUGAAAAUGAAAGUUUUAUUCGACCUGCCUUUAACCUGCAAACAUAUUCUCAGAUUCUCAAAACAGCAAACAAGAUGAAAAACGAAGCUCUUGCGACAUUUAUUAAAGACAAAGUUUUGGUCAAUUACAUUGUGAAAGAUCCUUCAAAGCUUCAAGAUGUGGCACAGACAGUUCUUCGAUCCCUAGUUGAUUCUGGAAACAUUCAAGAUAUUGCUGCAAUGUAUGAAUACCUUUCAAAACUUCCUGGUUUCAAGCCAACCGUCGACACAUAUGCAUCUCUCUUCAGAGGGUUCCGCAAGGCCUCAACCACCAUUUUAGAGUCCGAAUCUCGGUGCUUUGAAAUUUUAAAUAUAAUACAUUCUAACGGCUGGGACAUACCCUUGACUUUAUGCACGGAGAUAUUGUCACUCAUAAAAGAAAAAUAUCACAUGUCUAUUUUUUAUGAGUAUUAUCAAUCAUACUUUGGAUUAAACCACCUGAUAGAAAAUAAUCUAGGAAUUGAUUCUUAUUUUGAAGAGAUUUCAGUGCCUCCAGGACUACCACGACCUCCUCAUGAAGCUUCUAUUUCACCUGAAAGCUCUAUUAAUCCAACAUUUCAGUAUGAUUUUAAUUCAGUUGCCUUUUGCUUACUUUAUGAAACUAUUCUUUCAAAUGUGGAACACAUCCAACAGCUUCAAUUUUUAUAUAUUAAGUUUCGAGAAUCGCAGUACUAUAACGAUCCUAGCGUUUACAUAUCUGUCAUUGAUAACUUUGUUCGUGCACUGACUACACGGUUCCAGACUCCUGAAGCUGUUAAUUUUGCGCGUGCAAUUGUCGAAGAUUUGGUAUUUAAUAAUGCCUCGUUUAAACGCUUUGAUUCGGCUUUAACUAGGGAAUCUUUUGGCGAAAAUCCACCGCCACCCCAAGAAGUGUCAUCAAGUAAUACCACAAUUGUAAAAACGGCUUCCGGUGAAAGUAUACUGCUUAAUGGAACUCCGCCUGCAAAAACAAAUAUGCCCUCCAAAUUACCAACAAGAUAUGCUGGACUCCGUUUACAAUGUUUUGGAUUGCUUAUUAACCAAUACUGUGAGACUGAUAACAUUGAGGCUGCUAAAGAAGUUUUGAAGCUUUCAUGUCUUUAUUCUCCUAUUGUGCACGGGAAAUACUUUGAGCCUAUUAUUGAGUAUUAUAUUUUGAAAAAUAAUAUUGAAAUGGCUCGUACUUGGUAUGAUGGCGCUACUAAACUUGGUGCUUAUAUAACCAAUAAGGUACUGCUAGAUGCUUUGGAAAUCGAUCAGAAAAAUGAAAAUUCAGAUUUUUGA